AUGACUCCACAACAUACAAUCUGGCGACAAGUGUACAGAGCACUCUCCAUGGCACGUUUUGAUGGAAAGGUUGCUAUUGUCACAGGGUCCUCUUCUGGGAUAGGAGCGGGGACAGCUCGGUUAUUUGCAAAAGAAGGAGCAAAGGUGACGAUAACUGGAAGAAAACCGGAAGGCCUUGAGGUGAAGUAUGCGAUAUGCUGCUCUUAUGCUUCUUCAGAAUAUAACCUUAACGUUGUUAUGGCGGAUGUCACCGAUGCCUUAGGAAGAGAGAAUAUUGUCACAAGCACAAUUCAAAAAUGGGGAAAAAUUGACAUUUUGGUAAAUAAUGCUGGUGGGUUAUUGCGUGAUGAGCAUGGUUCUGGUGGAAUCAGUGCGGAUGCGGAGGUGUUGAAAAGAACAAUGGAUCUAAAUUUCUACAAAAAAUUCGAGGAUACACCGGAUUACCUGCCGAUAGGAGAAAUUGGGAAACCGGAAGAUAUUGCGAAUAUUAUUGCAUUUUUGGCGGAUCGUAGCGCAUCACGCUAUAUCAUCGGCCAAACAAUUGUUGCUGACGGUGGUUCCAUGCUUGUUAUCGCUUCAAAUCCAUCUGGAGUCAAAAGGAAGCUCCUCUUCUGGCAUCGGAGCAGGUACAGCGCUACUCUUCGCAAAAGAAGGUGCAAAGGCUCCUCUUCUGGCAUCGGAGCAGGUACAGCGCUACUCUUCGCAAAAGAAGGUGCAAAGGUGACAAUCACUUCAAAUAAAACUGAAGAACUCGAGGCUACAAAAAAAUCUAUUAUCAGUAAUUCUGGGUGUAGCGAGGAUGACAUAAACGCUGUAGCUGGCGAUAUUCUCGAUGAUGCUGUAAAGGAAAAAAUCGUUUCCAGCACCGUUGAAAAAUGGGGCAAAAUUGACAUUUUGGUAAACAACGUUGGUGGAAUGUUUGUCGAUGAACAUGGUUCUUGUGGACUUUCUGGUAGCAUUGAUUAUCUAAAGAAAACGAUGGAACUUAACACCUAUAGUGCGGCACGAAUGGUUCAGCUAGCUCGUCCAUAUCUGGUCCACGCUAAAGGAGAAAUUGUUAAUGUCUCCAGCAUGAGCGCGUUACCCUUUGGGACCCCAAGGUGGGCUUACUACGGUAUGGCAAAGGCUGCACAGGAUCAAUUAACCCGUGCGUUAGCUGUUGAACUUAUCGCCGAAGGAGUUCGUGUCAAUGCUGUUCAGCCUGGAAUCACAAAAACCAAUUUCUGCCUGACAGCCGGGAUGAAGCUAGAAGUCGCACUAGAGGUAAAAUAGUU
This is a messenger RNA of Strongylus vulgaris, 1274 nucleotides long. The record is from the annotation of a GenBank genome assembly. Lineage: Eukaryota; Metazoa; Nematoda; Chromadorea; Rhabditida; Strongylidae.